AGUGAUACGCCCUAGUUGCUUCCAUACGCCCCAGAAGCGCAGCACUGACGAUUACCAGAGCCCCAGGACGGCCGCCGCCACGCAAGGGGCGCGCGACGGUGCGAGCUCGCCGCUGCAGCGACCGGCAUCGCGUGCGGCGGAUAGGGCGACCAUGCAGUUCGUGUCCGUGGACGUGGGCACGCAGAGCGUCCGCGCGGCUCUCGUCACGGAGAAGGGCCGCUUCCUGAAGACGGCGUCGCGGCCGCUGGAGACGUGGAACCCGCAGCCGGAGUUUUACCAGCAGUCGUCCGACCAGAUAUGGAAGGCCUGCUGCGAGGCCGUCAAGGAGGUAUGCCGGGAAGCCAAGGAUGUGCGCGGCAUCGGCUUCGACGCCACCUGCUCGCUCGUGCUCCUGGACGACGCCGGUCGGCCGCUCACCGUCAGCCCGAAAGGUGAGGCCGAGCAAAACGUAGUGCUAUGGAUGGACCACCGUGCCGUGUUGGAGGCCGAGGCUAUCAGCGCAACGGGACAUUCCGUACUUCGGUUCAUCGGGGGAACAAUGUCGCCUGAGAUGCAGCCACCAAAACUGCUGUGGCUGAAAAAGAACCUGCCUGCAACGUGGGAGCGCCUAGGUCUCGCCAUGGACCUGCCUGACUUCCUGACGUGGCGCGCCACAGGCUGUGCGUCACGCUCCCUUUGUUCGGCGGUGUGCAAGUGGACCUACCAGGCGGGCUCAGCUCCGGGUUCGGACAUGGAGCCCGGCUGGCAGGAAUCCUUCUGGAUUCGUAUAGGUCUCGAGGACCUCACGCGUGACAAAUAUCGCAUCAUAGGGCAGGAGUUCUGGCCUCCCGGUGCCCCAUGCGGCCGUGGGCUCAGCAUGGAAGCGGGGCUGCAACUGGGACUAAAGAAAGGCACGCCCGUCGCCACCUCCAUCAUCGAUGCGCAUGCCGGAGGCCUUGGAUUGCUUGGCUGUGAGGCUGAAGGCGAAUUCUGCAAGUCAUUCUCUCGUCGCCUGGCCGUAAUUGCCGGUACAUCCACCUGUCACAUGCUGGCGAACGAGAACUGCAUCUUUACUCCAGGCGUGUGGGGCCCCUACUUCUCGGCGAUGGUUCCGGGCAUGUGGCUGAGCGAAGCGGGGCAAAGCGCUGCCGGUGCAUUGGUGGACCACGUGAUUUCGACGCACCCGGCAUACGCGCAGAUUCAAGCGAAAACGAAGCCAGGACGGAGGCCAGAGGACACGCUCAACGCCUUGCUGCGGACUAUGUGCGAGCAACGCGGCCUCGAUUCCCCGUCGCAGUUGGUGGCUGACUUGCACGUGUGGCCCGACUUCCACGGGAACCGGUCACCGGUCGCCGAUCCCAACAUACGGGGAAUGAUAAGCGGACUGACGCUGUCGGCUGGCGAAGAGGACCUCGCGAAGCUGUACCUCGCUACUCUGCAGGCGCUUGCGUACGGGACACGCCACAUCAUGGACGCACUGGCCGACACGGGUCACUCGGUGUCCAGCCUGCUCAUGUGCGGAGGCCUGGCCAAGAAUCCGCUCUACGUUGAGCUGCACGCAGACGCCACGGGGUUGCCGGUGUUACUACCCUCAGAGACAGAGUCGGUGCUGCUCGGUGGCGCCAUCCUGGCGGCCAGCGCAAGUGGUCGCUACUCCAGCGUCACGGAGGCUAUGCUCCGGAUGGGCGGCUCAGGCAAAGUGUUGGCGCCGCGUUCGAGUGAGCGGCGGUUCCACGAUGCCAAGUACGCCGCUUUCCGCGCGCUCCUCGACUGCCAACUACGUCUCAGGGACAUCAUGUCGCCCGGUGGGAGACCGUCGUCCUCGUGUUCUUGACCUUAGUUCUCGCUCCUACUUUUACGACCUCGAUGCAGCCCCCUUACCCCCCUCACUCGGCAUCCAAAGGAAGAAUACGAAUGCGUGGUGCCGAUGGAGGCCUCCUUAUCGCUCAGUCGCGAAGUCAACCAAGAAGACCUUUUUUUGUUACUCUCUCGGACGGCAGAUAUCUUCGUGAUGAGCUUAUUCCAUCGUUAUUCUACAUUCCCAGUUGUAAGUUGUGGACAAAAGGAACAUGAGUGCAAGCAGUAUGAAAGAGAAUGCCUUACCAUCACGGAGGCGCGCUCCCAGCUGCUUUUCUUCUAAUAUGGUUUGCUGUCUAAGGAGCUAUACCUCAGUCUGAAAGGCUGUGUCAUUUAAGCGUUCCAUUCCUGAACGUGUUCAUGCUGAAUCUGUCACAGACAUUUGUGCCGAAGCAACCCGUGAGUGGGUCGAUGCUCAAGUCAUUGUGCUCAGCUUGUACUGUCAUGUUAAUCUGCGCAGAUUGUGACACCACUAUGAGAAGCUGAAGUUGUUACAGAAAAACACACAUGCGUACGUGCGUCGCAACCACUGCCGAUUACAGUACACAUGCCUAGCCUUCCUUCUGUCUCAAGCACAGAAGGAUUUUGAUUGUCGCUGAUUUUAAAUCGGUCGUUUCUAUCCAGUUUUUUUUAUAUUCUUCCGUUUCAUGACAUUGCGCAGCUAUCUGCAACAUGAUGCUACAAUACGUUCACAGUUUGCGAAACGGAAUGAAAAUAGUUUCCGGGAUGUCAUACUAAUUGGAUUGUUAUCGGUGCUUGCUUGCAGCUGAUUCUUGACUUGGCAAGCUCUUUGCUGCUCAGCUGGACACUCAUGAAGGGCAACCACGAAUAUAUAGUGACGCUUUCUCAGAACUUGCAGGGAAAAACGACCCUAUUACUUCUUGAGUGCUGUGGUUGCUUGACACUCAUUGGUAUAACGGGGUGCUCAUUGAAGAGAAGAUAUUUUUGACGUACAUGAAACAUGCGCCUAAAUAAUAAUUUUUCCGAAAUUUCUUGGUAGUACACGUGCUUUUGCUUGUAAGAGCACAUGAAGUGGCGGGGACGCGGUCAGUGACAAGUUAGCUUAGAUAAAUAUUGGCGUCAGGAAAUUGCUCCUCAAAGCAAGAUUUGCAACGGGGAAACAGCCAUUUCAGGCAAGUAGUGUUGUCUCUUUUAAAAAGAGGAUUUGAAGAUGAGGUGAGCUUUUUAGCGCAGUCAGAAGAUACGUGCACUAACCUACGUGAACUACGUAAAUCAAGAAAUGAUAUAGUUUGACAAUUUUCUGGCACCAAAAUUAUCCUUGAAAUGUCCGCGAUGUAUUUGCUACGUGAGUAAAUUUCGUCACUAUUUGACCUCACGCCAUAGUGUGGCAACCAAUGCCCACAAAACUAGUGCUGGUCAAGUUUAGCGACCGUGACGUACAUUAUCAAUCUCUGCGGCUAAGUCGUUUCGAUGACACCUGCACGAACGGAAGUUACUCUUGAUUGCAAAUAAUGAUUGCCAUUUACUUGCACCUGUUGAAGGAGAGUGCGCCUGAAGUGAACAUACACAGAUGUUGUCAAAGUAGAGCGUAGCUUCCCAAUUGUUCGGCUAGCUGGUGUCAUUAAUUCCAUGAGAUCAUCAUAUCCAGAUAUGACAUAAGAAAAGAAACCGAAGGGUUCAAUGGCAAUGUCCGACAUGCCUAACGGCAGCGUUUCGCUUAUGGCUGCAAUAAACCUCAUUUCAGGAAAGAACCCCUCUAAAUAAAUAGCUAUGUCAGUCGAAUUAUUUUUCAUACACUACGCCUAAUAAAAAUGUCCUGUGCGUACCCGUUCUCUGCAAGCUACUUCUUGUACGCGCAUAAACAUUUAGCGUGCCUUAGAACUAAAGGGUGCCUUACUUUGCAAAUUCUGUGCACUUGGUCUUUACUCGAAAACUAGAGUUAAAGAAACGAAAGAAAACACAAAACAUACACGAAGAAAUAUUUUGCGCACAAUUGCGAUGUCAUGGUUCGUUAAUUUGGCGAAAAUAUUACUGCUAUUUACUCUUGCUGUAGAGGUAUGCGUUUCCACAAGGGAAUAAAGAUGUUGGGCAUUUCUGCAGUUCUGCGGCUGCCGCCGCAGUAUGCCUACACUUUACGUAUGGAAAGGCGCUUUCAUGAACUUGUGUUUCUCUAAACCUUUACCGUCGAGGACCCGCAGCUGUUUAGAAGCGCCGAAGUAUGGGUGAAUGAUCCUGUCUAAACAAUUUCAUGGUGAUAUUCAUCUGCUGUCUACGAUAACCAACGGACCAACAAUCUGAUAAAAAUAAACUGAACUAUAUUGUC
This is a messenger RNA of Dermacentor albipictus, 4120 nucleotides long. RefSeq names its product FGGY carbohydrate kinase domain-containing protein-like. Lineage: Eukaryota; Metazoa; Arthropoda; Arachnida; Ixodida; Ixodidae. The record is from RefSeq and is a predicted model, not a curated record. Gene Ontology annotation, biological process: pentose metabolic process; carbohydrate phosphorylation. Gene Ontology annotation, cellular component: cytoplasm. Gene Ontology annotation, molecular function: D-ribulokinase activity.